AUGCCCAAGUCAUUGAGAAAGAAGGUUCAUUCUUCCAGUACGUCUUGUAAUAAGUCGUUCAAAUGUCAAGGGUUUGGUGAUUGUCGCAUGGAAUUCACAAGACAAGAACAUCUUGCAAGACAUAUCAGGAAACAUACGGGUGAACAACCGUUUCAAUGCCAUCUGUGUCUUAGGUUCUUUUCUAGGUUGGAUAAUCUGAAACAACAUGUGGAAUCGGUGCAUUCCGUGUCGAUGGCCACGUCUCAGUUGAAAAAUUCCAAGAGUACGGCCCCAUGUUGCCCAGGAACUGGUACUGGUACCAGUUCCAGUACUACUGCUUCACCGCCAACACCAGAGGUGUUGGCAGAGUCUAGCAAUUGCAGCAGUGCCUGCAAUGACAACCCGUGCUCGUCCCAUUCUAUCGAGGGCCUCCAACAACCUUUGCCUGCCAAACCGGCUUCUGGUGUGUUCCAACCGUUUUUGGACGUGAAGAGUACGAAUAGUAACCCGCACCUGUCUCCGUUGUCGACAGCUUCGUCAUUUUCUGCGUCAGGGUACAGGUCUGCGUCCUUACCAUUGUUGCAGUUUAAUCUAUCGCAAUACCUGCCAAUGAUGCAGGGCAUCCCACAAGGUUUUCCUCAGGUAUACUCCCAUGCGAUGGGUCCAAACAUGACAGCCAGCGUGCCUGCUGCUGCUGCUGCUGCUGCUGCUGCCCCUCCUCCUCCGGUUCUCUCCUCACACAUGUAUGCAUCCUCUUUUUACUACGCUUCACCAGUACGGCCGGUACGAAACUGCAAUUACGGUCUUAGGACGCUUUCUUCAACACCGGUGUCUCUGGCACCGGUACCAGCACCCACGACGUGUGGUAACAGCUCUUACUCUUUGCCUCCCCCAUCUAUCUCAUAUCCUACGUCUAGAGCCCAAUUGAUCUCGACGAUUGAUUCGGAAGCUCAUCAGACUUCGUUAAGAAAAGUGUCAACUCCAAAGAAACUCUCUUUAGAGCACAUCCUAUCAUGA
Messenger RNA from Kluyveromyces lactis, 996 nucleotides. It is a transcript of the gene USV1, whose product is annotated as Usv1p. Gene Ontology annotation, molecular function: RNA polymerase II cis-regulatory region sequence-specific DNA binding; DNA-binding transcription factor activity, RNA polymerase II-specific. Gene Ontology annotation, cellular component: chromatin. The record is from RefSeq and is a predicted model, not a curated record. The transcript has a single exon. Lineage: Eukaryota; Fungi; Ascomycota; Saccharomycetes; Saccharomycetales; Saccharomycetaceae. Bases 1 to 996 code for a protein of 331 amino acids. Gene Ontology annotation, biological process: regulation of transcription by RNA polymerase II.